This is a messenger RNA of Peromyscus californicus insignis, 733 nucleotides long. It is a transcript of the gene Rpl10a, whose product is annotated as ribosomal protein L10a. Gene Ontology annotation, biological process: translation. NCBI's taxonomy places the organism in Eukaryota, Metazoa, Chordata, Mammalia, Rodentia, Cricetidae. Gene Ontology annotation, cellular component: large ribosomal subunit. Gene Ontology annotation, molecular function: RNA binding; structural constituent of ribosome. The coding region runs from base 50 to 703 and encodes 217 amino acids. The transcript is spliced from 6 exons. The record is from RefSeq and is a predicted model, not a curated record.
UCGCUUCUCUUUUCCGGUUUUCGCCGCCGCCGCCGCCGCCGCCGUCGCCAUGAGCAGCAAAGUCUCUCGCGACACCCUGUACGAGGCGGUGCGGGAGGUCCUGCACGGGAACCAGCGCAAACGCCGCAAGUUCCUGGAGACGGUGGAGCUGCAGAUCAGCCUGAAGAACUACGACCCUCAGAAGGACAAGCGCUUCUCGGGCACCGUCAGGCUCAAGUCCACGCCGCGCCCCAAGUUCUCGGUGUGCGUCCUGGGGGACCAGCAGCACUGUGAUGAGGCCAAGGCCGUGGACAUCCCCCACAUGGACAUCGAGGCGCUCAAGAAGCUGAACAAGAACAAGAAGCUAGUCAAAAAGCUCGCCAAGAAGUACGAUGCCUUUUUGGCCUCCGAGUCUCUGAUCAAGCAGAUCCCUCGUAUCCUGGGCCCAGGCCUCAACAAGGCUGGCAAGUUCCCUUCCCUGCUGACACACAAUGAAAACAUGGUGGCCAAAGUGGAUGAGGUGAAAUCCACGAUCAAGUUCCAGAUGAAGAAGGUGCUGUGUCUGGCUGUUGCUGUUGGCCACGUGAAGAUGACUGAUGAUGAGCUGGUCUACAACAUCCACCUGGCUGUCAAUUUCUUGGUGUCCUUGCUCAAGAAGAACUGGCAAAAUGUCCGGGCUUUGUACAUCAAGAGCACCAUGGGCAAGCCCCAGCGUCUGUACUAGGACGUCCCAAUAAACCUUAGUGUUACCGUA